Messenger RNA from Lindgomyces ingoldianus, 1461 nucleotides. RefSeq lists its product as uncharacterized. The record is from RefSeq and is a predicted model, not a curated record. The coding region runs from base 1 to 1461 and encodes 486 amino acids. The transcript has 19 exons. Lineage: Eukaryota; Fungi; Ascomycota; Dothideomycetes; Pleosporales; Lindgomycetaceae.
AUGGCAAUUGCGUUACAGUGGGGCUCCGGCUACGUGGUUCCUUGCCAAGUGGGGGAGAUCCUUGGGAAGAGUAGGUCGUCGGACCCACAGGUCCAGGCUUUCAAUAUAGGGAGGGGGGCCACCUUAAUACGAUACACCUCCCUUGUCAAUGUCUUACGAAAACCCUUCUAUAGAGUUAUAGUUGUGACCGAUUCAGCACGCCCACCCGCGCAGCCCCCAGCUAAGCUAGCUCCUGUGGCGGAAACCUUCAUCUCCAUUCUCCACGCAUUGGCACAAAAGCCGGGAUAUAGGAGUAGAUAUGCAUUUACGAAGGCCCCAUGUCUAACCAUCAGGAAAUGCGGGGGAAAAGAAGGAAUGGGGAAGUGGACCGAUGUCAACCAAGGUUUGGAGGAUGAAUUUGGGAAAACUUUUGGCUGCUACAGGCUAGGCGCAUAUCUUAAUAUCAAAGCCAACACCAUGACUGGAUGCAACAUUUACCUUGAAUCGAAGAUCAAGCAUGAGAAGGUUGACUUAGAGCUGAAUGCGGUUCGUAAUGCGGUUCGUGGUGUUGGGCAUGAAAUAAGGAUGUGUAAUUCCUGGCAUGAGCAAGCUUGCCCCAUGGGAGAGUUCACAGCCUUCGACGCUUUUUCACUCGAGCUACCCGUGCUGGUAAUUAUUAAAUGGCAGGAUGGUGGGCGACUGGAACCGAGCCCAGGGGUGGAAGUUGCACCGCGGAUUCGGUGGAAGAGGAAGAGGCGGUGUGCAAUUAACGAGGGCAAUGUCACUACCUCCAAGCUUAACCUCGCGCGAUGCAAGACACUGCAGACUGCAAUUUUCACUGCUUUACUCAAAUCGGCACCUCGGAGCAUUUUUGGAGCCAGUGCACCUCUCGCUGUACCCACCUCAUACAUCUUCUAUUUGUCUUUCUUCAAGUGCAAAUACAAUACCAAUGCUGCUAAAAGCGACACGACUGACAGUACAAGACUGAACAUAUACGCCAUGAUGUAUCUUGGACCAUCUGGGAGCAAAGGCGGGAUUCUAUUGGGAGCGAGCGGCUAUGUUGGCCACUCAGGCACUCGAAACCUGGAAACAUCCAUAUGCCCCUGGAAGCAUGAGGAAGAUCGCGAAUGCAUUGCGAAGAAGCGGAGGCUGAAGGAGAUGACUAAAGCGAAUAAGAGGAUUACAGCCCAAGCUGUAGCAGCAGCUCGGGAUCAACUUCGGUGCCUUGCUACUUGUCUACCAGAAGCACCGGUUCGACCUUCUAUCGAGGAUUACCCUAGUUUAGGGAACUUCCCGAUUGGGAACAAUCAGCCUGAGGUUCGCUGGUCAAAUAAUUUCGGAAUCAACCCGUUUUCGGCGGCUCCACCUGCUAGCGACAAGUGGCUCAAGGAGCUACCGUUAAUUUCACCCAAAAGAUUCAGGAAAACCCGAGGGUUUAGGCGCACUCAAUGGACGACACUGACUAAAAUCAUAUACGCCUGA